Molecule: messenger RNA, 2225 nt
Organism: Elaeis guineensis (African oil palm)
Lineage: Eukaryota; Viridiplantae; Streptophyta; Magnoliopsida; Arecales; Arecaceae
Product: AAA-ATPase At5g57480-like
Molecular function (GO): ATP hydrolysis activity; ATP binding
Source: RefSeq, a predicted model, not a curated record
AAAAAAAAAAAAAAAAACGAAAAAAAAGAAAAGAAAAAAAGAAAAGAAAAAAAGAAAAGAAAUCAUCAAUGACGCAAGUCUUCAAACAUUUUCUCGGUGGGGGUGACGUCACUCUCCAUCUUUCUGCUGCUUACCAAGCCCCGGAAGCGACCGUGCACACGCACACUCACUCGCACGCAAACUGAAGAGAGAAGGGUGUGGAAAUGGAGAUUGUGUGGGACUGGAAGUCGAUAGGAUCCCUCCUGGCGACACUGGUGUUCAUCCGGUCGACGGUGCGGGAAGUCGUCCCGCGGGAGAUCCGCGACUUACUCUUCUCCUUCCUCGGCCGGCUGCUGACCUUCCUCCAGCCGAAGGCCACCAUCUCCAUCGAAGAGCACGACGCCUCCUCUUCCGUCAACGACCUCUACGACGCCGCCCAGAUGUACCUCGGCUCCCGCUGUCUCGCCUCCAGCCGCGCCGUCUCCCUCUUCAAGCGCCGCAACUCCGACCACGUAGUUUCCUCCCUCCCCAACUCCCACACCGCCCUCGAUUCCUUCAACGGCAUCCCCAUCCGCUGGACCUCCUGCGCCCUCCAGAACCCCCCCUCCUCCUCCCCCCACCGCUAUCCCUCCGAACACCGCUUCCUCGAGCUCUCUUUCGACCUCCGCCACCUCGACGCCGUUCGUUCUCAGUAUAUUUCUUACAUCCUCGAUGAGGCCACCCGCCUCCGCCUCAAGAACCGCGAGCGCCACCUUUACACCAACCGCCACACCGCCCCCGGCGAAGACCACCGCCGACCCUGGUCCUCCGUCCCCUUCGCCCACCCCGCCACCUUCGACACCCUCGCCAUCGACCCCGCCCUCCGCGACGAUAUCCGCUCCGACCUCCUCCGCUUCGUCGGCCGCCGGGACCACUACGCCCGCGUCGGCCGCGCCUGGAAGCGCGGGUACCUCCUCCACGGCCCACCAGGGACGGGCAAGACCAGCCUCGUCGCCGCCAUCGCCAACCUCCUCGAGUUCGACGUCUACGACCUGGAGCUGACCGCCGUGAACUCCAACUCCCACCUCCGCCGCCUCCUCAUCUCCACCACGCCCAAGUCCAUCAUCGUCGUCGAGGACGUCGAUUGCUCUCUCGACCUCUCCGACCGCAACCGGAAAAAGAUCGCCCCCAAACCCGAACCCGCCCAAGCGCGAUCGCGGGCGAGCGCGGGUCUAUGGAGCGCCGGCGAGUACGGCGACGUGGGGAUGGUGAGCCUGUCGGGCGUGCUGAACUUUGUGGACGGGCUUUGGUCGUCGUGCGUGGGAGAGCGGCUGAUGAUCUUCACGACGAACCACCCGGAGCGGCUCGACCCGGCGUUGCUCCGGCCUGGCCGGAUGGACAGGUCCAUCCACCUCUCGUACUGCGAGCCGGCGGCGUUCCGGGUGCUAGCGAGGAACUACCUGGAGUUUGGAGUGGAGGAGCUCGAGGAGCUGAUGGCGGAAGCGGAGGCGCUGCUGUUGGAGGUCCAGAUGACACCGGCGGAUAUCGCGGAGGUGUUCAUGGGCUGCGACGGCGAUCACGCGGACGUCGCGAUGCGGACGGUGGUGGAAGAGAUGCGGCGGCGGCGGAAGGCUCUGGUGUCGCCAUCUCCGUCGCUGUUGACUUCAGAUGGCGGGGUGGCUGGUGGCACAGACCAAAAAAACGAGCUUCCAGCACCAACCAUUCGCGAGGGCUGGGCAACUUAGGACCGGUUCGGGUUGUAUCUUUCGCGCGAAGGAAUGAUUGAUAUUUUUUCGCGACAUCAUCCGUUGGAUGGCGGCCGCACUCCUCAUUCGUCAGACUGGUCCAUUGUAAGGCGAUGGCUGUGAAAUCCAUCGGUGGAUUCGCGCAAAGGAAGGUGAAUCCUUCUUUCGCAUGAAAGAUACAAUCUUUACCCACUUAGGAUAAACCGCGCAUCAUCAAAUAAAGCAGUCCAUAGUAUAUUAUUUAUGGUCCUCCAUGUGGCCAUCAAGGGAUGCGCGGGCAAAGGAACUUGAUUGGGAUAAAAGGAUCCAAUUUGUCAAUCUUCCUUGUUUUUGUGCUGCAAAAUACUUGUUAAUCCAGCAAUCUUUGCAAAAUAUGUAAUCUAAGAUGUCCCUAAAUCUGCUCAUCCAAAUAAUGAAAAUUAGUCAGAUCUAAAUCUGAUCUGACUUUGCCUUCAGCCUACUUUCCAGGCUCGAGCUCAGUAGCUUUGGGCUUUGGGUAGAGCCUCGGGAUGGACCAGCCAA